Molecule: messenger RNA, 3255 nt
Organism: Lagenorhynchus albirostris (white-beaked dolphin)
Lineage: Eukaryota; Metazoa; Chordata; Mammalia; Artiodactyla; Delphinidae
Gene: GPATCH2L
Product: G-patch domain containing 2 like
Exons: 10
Coding region: 1-1521 (506 amino acids)
Source: RefSeq, a predicted model, not a curated record
AUGAGGUCACAGAGGGAAGCCCCGGCGGGGAGACUCGGCCCCGAAAGCCGCGGCCGUCGGAGAUGUGGCCUCAUGGAUGAGCUGGUACAUGACUUAGCCUCAGCCUUGGAGCAGACAUCUGAGCAGAAUAAGCUUGGUGAGCUGUGGGAGGAGAUGGCGCUGAGCCCUCGGCAGCAGAGGCGGCAGCUUCGCAAACGGAGAGGCCGGAAGCGCCGUUCAGACUUCACUCACCUGGCAGAGCAUACCUGCUGCUACAGCGAGGCCUCUGAGUCAAGUCUGGAUGAGGCCAUCAAGGACUGUCGAGAAAUGGCCCCAGUCACCAAUUUUAGUGACUCUGAUGACACUAUGGUAGCCAAACGGCACCCAGCUCUUAACGCCAUUGUUAAGAGUAAGCAACAUUCUUGGCAUGAAUCUGACUCCUUUACUGAAAAUGCACCUUGUCGACCGCUGAGGCGCCGACGGAAGGUGAAGCGCGUAACAUCAGAGGUGGCUGCCAGCCUUCAGCAGAAGCUCAAGGUGUCAGAUUGGAGCUAUGAGAGAGGCUGCAGGUUCAAGUCUGCUAAGAAGCAGCGUCUGUCCCGGUGGAAGGAGAAUACUCCCUGGACCUCAUCAGGUCACGGGUUGUGCGAAGCAGCAGAAAAUAGGACUUUCCUAAGCAAAACGGGAAGGAAAGAAAGGAUGGAGUGUGAAGCAGAUGAACAAAAACAGGGCUCUGAUGAGAAUAUGUCAGAAUGUGAAACCAGCAGUGUGUGUAGCAGCAGUGACACAGGGCUCUUUACCAACGAUGAAGGACGGCAAGGGGAUGACGAGCAGAGUGAUUGGUUCUAUGAAGGAGAAUGUGUCCCAGGAUUCACUGUCCCUAAUCUUCUGCCCAAGUGGGCUCCUGACCAUUGCUCUGAAGUAGAGAGAAUGGAUUCUGGACUGGAUAAACUUUCAGAUUCCACAUUCCUUUUACCUUCUCGGCCAGCUCAAAGAGGGUACCAUGCUCGCUUUAAUCGUCUGCCUGGAGCUGCAGCUCGAUGCCUCAGAAAGGGGCGAAGAAGGCUUGUUGGGAAGGAGUCCAGCAUGAGUAAUUUGGGUACUGAGAGGAUAGGCCACCUCAUUAGUGACCCUCGGCAGAAAGAAAAGAAUAAAGCGUUGGCUUCUGAUUUUCCUCACAUUUCUGCUUGUGCACAUGAGUUUAAUCCUCUUUCUCCCCUUUACUCCCUGGAUGUUCUUGCUGAUGCUUCUCACCGAAGAUGUUCACCAGCACACUGCUCUGCCAGACAGGCAAACAUACACCUAGGACCGCCAUGUUCACGUGACAUCAAGAGGAAACGGAAACCUGUGGCUACGGCAUCUCUGUCCAGCCCAAGUGCCAUUCACAUGGAUGCAGUGGAGCCAACCAUACCAGCAUCACAGGCCCCCAAACCUCCGAACUCUGAGUGGUUGGUCAGGACCUCUGCUGCAGAGAAAACCACUGACUCAACUGCAGCUACAUUUUUUAAAAUGCCACAAGAAAAGAGCCCUGGAUACGGCUAGACAGCAGAAUUUCACCCACCAAGAGCCGACUAGAUGUUGCUGAAACAAAUAUUAGACUUUGUAUUAUAUUGUCUUGCAUAUCUUAACUGACGUUCCCAGUCCUUUCGCCACCAGGACUGACUCCUCUUCAAAGAAGUGGACUCUUUCUCUUAGAAAAUCAUAUUGUGAAAAUCUUUUUUUUUUAAUUGUAAAAUAUUAGGACAGCAAUUUUUUUAAAAAAGGUCAUCCUAUGCUCUAUUUGUUACAUUGCUAUUGCUGUCCCAACAGUUACCUACAGCUCUGUUUACAGAGCUGUUGCUGUUUUGCAGGUAUGUCUUUUUUCUUGAAGAACUAGUAACUGCUUUUGCAUAUUUUUUGUGUAGAGCUUUUAAUACCAUUUGAGGAAGUUCCAAAUUUGCAGCCAGUUCCAGACAAAGUUAAACACAGAUUUAAGAUCUGUGUGUGGAAUUGUUUGCAGGAGAUAAGGCUUGCCUUUGAGCCUGGUCUUGAUUCAAGCAGAGUGCCAAUAAGAUAAAUCCACCAAGUACUCAAUUUGGAGCCUCAGAAAAGACUACCAGCAGCAUGGGCCUUGGAAGCUUACUCCAUUUUUCUAGAUGUCCUGUUGGAAUCGCCAGCAGCUGCGUUGUACUUUGCCUCAUCUCCAAAGUCUGUGUUCUACUGAAAGAGGACCUAUAUAUAUACACAUACAGAUCGGUGUCAUGAAGAAGGUGCUUUAGGUGUACAGCAAACUUAAAACAGUGGAUUGUGUCUUAAUACUUCAUGUUGCGGUGUAAGCCUUUAUGUACUAAACAAGACUUUUAUUGUUAGUAUUAUAGGUCAAUAACCUGUAGCAGAAAUUCAUACUCUAUUAUAAUAAUGGCUUUUUGAGGCCAUACUUUGGGGAGGAAAAAUGUCUUUUUGACAUACCUUUAUACUUGGUAUGUUUAUGACGGCUCAGCUGCAUGAAGAGUUAUAUAUACAGCCAUGCCUCAAGUUGGAUGCUCCUUUGUCAAAAUGAGGAAUAAGUGACUGCCUAGAGCUUCUGAAGAAAAGCCACCCUUUCUAAAAAAGUAUUAUCAAGAUUGUCUCUCAUUGAGGGACCUGGUUGGCAGAAGGGCCCUUUUUUGUACAAAUUGAAUGCUUUUACUCUGAGAUACACAGAAGCCAUUCUCAAGUGUCCGCCGCUCUUGUGACAUUCUAGAGGAACUCCCACCCCUGCACCUGCUAGGACAGAGCCUCCUUUCUUUCCCUGAAGCGCAGUUGUCCUUUCUCACACACAAUUUAAUGGUGGGCCGCUCUGUCGUAUUCCUUUAAAAAUUGUUGUCCUUAUCAGUGGUAGCGCCAGAAUGUCCUUGUCAGUGGUGUGGGUGUGAAUCUGGUGGGAAAGGGGUACUGGAAGCUAAGUUUACAUAGUACUUAAUGUAAGACUGAGAACAUGGCAGUUGUCCACAACAAGGAAUAUGGUGGAGGGAGGGGCGGGUGGAGAUUACGGCAUGAGGAGUAGUGCUAAAGCCAGCCCAGCAUCCCUGGGAGCCACCCAGAUUCUUGUGCAGUCGCGAGUGUACUUCCCUUCCUAUGGCUGCACCCGUAGCAGAAUAGAAAACAUAAUGUCUGUUGAAUAUAAAGUGGUUCUACUCAGUUGUUUUAGUGAUGAAGGUAUCUUUUUGUUGUAAUAUGUGCAUUCUUACCUAGUCCCAAUAGUGUCCCGAGGCACACAUUUCUAACAUAAUUUGUUGGAUUUAAGGGAGAAAUUCA